This is a messenger RNA of Nasonia vitripennis (jewel wasp), 903 nucleotides long. RefSeq lists its product as uncharacterized. NCBI's taxonomy places the organism in Eukaryota, Metazoa, Arthropoda, Insecta, Hymenoptera, Pteromalidae. The transcript is spliced from 5 exons. The record is from RefSeq and is a predicted model, not a curated record. The coding region runs from base 1 to 903 and encodes 300 amino acids.
AUGCUGAACUUCAACGUCGCCGAUGUCAAGCAGCUCGCAAUAAUGUUAUGGAUAGACUUAGAGAUGUUGAACAACAACCUUAACCUUUACGAUUGUUGUGGACAUGGAUCGGUAGUUUUAGACCCUGCACCUGCGUUUCCUGAUGAACUUUGUAUUAGCACAAUGGAUCUUAAUGUUGAGUCGUGGAUCUAUCCCCUGUUUUAUCUUUAUGGUACACAAGGAUAUAAAAUGGCAAUAAGAAAUCACGAAUUUAAUCAAUUUCUCAUGGGUCGAAGACUGUUUCAGCAAUGGAUUAUAGAUUUUUAUGUAAAAAUAGAAAAAGAUAGAAUUCAAUACAUCAGAGGCCAUCAAAAAGAAAUACGAGCAGAUACGUAUAAAGGUUUACAUGAUUAUAUGGAAAAUGCUGCUGCUUAUGAUGAUGCUCGAAUAGGUAAAACAAUUAUUUUACCAUCAACGUUCAUAGGUUCACCUCGUCAUAUGCAACAAUGUUAUCAAGAUGCAAUGGCUAUAGUUAACGAAAAAGGUAAACCAUGUCUUUUUCUAACCAUGACCUGCAAUCCGAAGUGGAAAGAAGUUGAAGAAAUUCUUCUUCCUCAUCAACAAGCUGCUGAUCGGCCAGAUCUUUGUGCUAGAAUUUUUGAUUUGAAAAAACAACGUUUAUUUAUAUCAGCUGAAAUACCUAAUGCAGCAGAUAAUCCCCGACUUCAUGAGAUCGUAAUGAAAAAUAUGAUGCAUGGACCAUGCGGUGACUGGUGCAUGGUUGAUGAUAAAUGUUCCAAACGUUUUCCAAAAAAUUUUCAAAAUGAAACAGUAAUGGAUGAGAAUGGUUAUCCUUAUUAUCGUAGAAGGAAUAAUGGCACUACUCAUGAACAAUCAAAUGGUCGAAUAGUUGACAACAGAUAG